Durio zibethinus is the source of this 5480-nucleotide messenger RNA. RefSeq names its product putative disease resistance RPP13-like protein 1. Gene Ontology annotation, molecular function: ADP binding. NCBI's taxonomy places the organism in Eukaryota, Viridiplantae, Streptophyta, Magnoliopsida, Malvales, Malvaceae. The record is from RefSeq and is a predicted model, not a curated record.
AAUAACAAUAUUUUUCUGCCAUACCACUAACUCGUCAUUUCCAUUACCCCUAAUUGAAAUUUCUCCCUAGCUCAAUAAUUUACGCAACCAAAUCGAAAAGUCUAAACUCAAGGAAGACUCAUCGCUGCAGAAAUAAGUUUCUUGGGCGCUGAUCCACCUCUGAAAUCUCAUUAGAUCAAACAAAACCAAUCCCUUUCUUGCCGUUGCCUCACCUUCUGCUUGCUUUUAACAUGACUGGUUUGUCUUGUUCCAUUGCGGCGCUGUUAGGAAAGCUUCGCUCUGUUCUAGACUCACCCAGCUUCACAAAAGAAAAGUCUGUUUCAUUCUUGAAGAGGUUGGAAUCAGCACUGAAGAUGGUUAGCGAUGUGAUUAUUGACGCAGAGAAGCAGCAACUUCAACUGAGGAUCGUGAAGAUUUGGCUUCAGGAGCUGGAAGAUGCUGUUUACGAUGCAGAGGAUGUGGUGGAUGAGAUCUUAUAUGAAGCCACAAGACGCAACCUAGAAGCUGAAUCUCAGAACUUCAAAUCCUGGGCACGAGGGUCCCUCCUUACUUCUACCAAACGAAAUGCGAGGCGAAUGAAAUCGAUUAGGAAAACUGUGGAAGUUGUUUAUGCCCUUGCUGUGAAAAAAUAUCAAUUUGGUUUCCGUCGACUAGAAACGCAUAAUGAAAUGCGUUUGUCAGAGUUAGACAGCUUGCCUGUUAGUACAUCUUUGCUAGAUGAAACCGCAAUCUAUGGAAGAGAAGAAGACAGGAGUGACGUUGUCCGCUUGCUACUAUCAGGGCAUGAAAAUCUUGCUGCGAUUGCCUUAGUUGGCGAGGGAGGGUUGGGCAAGACCACCCUUGCGCGGCUCGUAUACAACGAUGAAAAAGUGCGUAUGCAUUUCGAACCAAAAGUAUGGAUAGGUGUUGGAAUCGAUUUUGACGUUCACAUAAUCACCGGGAAAAUUCUUGCGGCUGUCACUUUUUGCAGUUUUAAGGGAUACGGAUUAGAUGAGCUUCAAGAAAAAUUGAGUGCUAGCUUAGCUGGGAAGAAAUUUAUACUUGUCUUGGAUGAUGUUUGGAACGAGGAUUUUAGUAAAUGGGACGCCCUACUAAGUUCGCUUAAAUCUGGGGCAAGGGGAAGCAAGAUUAUUGUUACCGCACGCAGUGUUAAUGUUGCAUCUGUUAUGGGCUGUUCCACUCCUUAUUAUGUACAUGCAUUGACAGUGGAGGAUUGCUGGUCCAUAUUGGAAAGCUCUGCAUUUGCGGGGAGGGAUAGAAGUGACGUGGAAAAUCUGAAGUAUAUUGGAAGGAAUAUUGUGGAGAAAUGCCAUGGUUUACCUUUGUCCGUGAGAGCAAUUGGGGGGCUCUUGCGUUUCAAAAAGACCUCUAGAGAAUGGCUCUUUGUCCUAGAGAACCUGGAAAAGCUGAAGUUCGAGUCAUUUAGAACCAAAACUGGUGAUUCAAUUUCACCAAUUCUAUGGCUGAGCUAUUAUCACCUCCCUGCACAAUUAAAGCGAUGUUUUGCUUAUUGCUCGUUGUUUCCCAAAGAUUAUGAGUUUGACAUGGAAGAACUGGUUCUCUUGUGGAUGGCGGAAGGCUUUCUACAACCGUCUACCGUGCAAUCAGAGGAAAAGGAGGUUGGUGCUGAAUGCUUUAACGGUUUACUGCAGAGGUCAUUCUUUACACGGGGUGACAGCUCACGCUUUAAAAUGCAUGAUCUGAUGCAUGAUUUAGCUGAGUUUGUAUCCGAAGGAGUCUGUUUCAGAUUGGAUUCCAGAUUAUCCAAUAAAAUAACAGAACCUGCAAUACCUGGAAGGACUCGGCAUCUAUCACUGCUAACAAGCCAACAUGAGAAGGAUAAAAAAUUAUCUUUCAUCCUUGAAAAGAGGUUAAGAACCAUCUAUCUGAUUAAUUGUCCUUCAGGUCAUGAAUCUUGUGAAUUAAGUCCUGAAGCAUUGCAGCUUAUUUUUGCAAGAACAGUAAGAUUACGAGUCCUAUCAAUACCUCAUUUUCAAUAUGCUGAAUUGCCAGCUUCAAUAGGAAACUUGAAAUGUCUACGUUACCUAGAUGUCUCUGACAGUACGUUAAAAAGUUUGCCUGAAUCAUUAUGUACUCUGUACUGUCUACAAACAUUGAUAUUGACGAACUGCUCUUCUCUUCGUAUGUUACCACAAGGCAUAGUAAAGCUGGUUCACUUGCGAACGCUUCACAUUAAGGGAGCUGGGUUGAAGCAGAUGCCAAAAGAAAUGGACAGAUUAAUGUACCUUAGAAGUUUGUCUAAUUUUGUUGUGGGCUAUGAUGGGUCAAGCAUUAAGGAACUGGGGGCACUUCGUUAUCUUCAUGGGUCUCUGUCUGUUUCAAUGUUGCAAAAUGUAUCUUCUGCUUCCGAUGCAUACGCUGCCAAUUUGAAAAAUAUGCGAUAUCUUGACGAACUAGAGUUGGAUUGGAGCCAUAAGAAUGAAGUUUCAGCAACAAAUCAGGAAGAAGUGCUUGAGAAUCUAGAACCUUCUUUGGAGUUGAAAAAGCUUUCAAUUCGAUUUUAUGGUGGUAGACGGUUUCCAAUGUGGUUGGGGGAUUCUUCAAUCUUGAAGAUAACUUCUUUACAUCUUGGUGAUUGUUAUAAUUGUAAUUCAUUGCCUCCACUUGGGCAGUUGUCGUCGCUUGAACAUCUCAUUAUUGAAGGCUUUAGUGGAAUAAGGUGUAUUGGCCUUGAAUUCUUUGGGGUAGAUGUAUCUGAUUCUAAACCUUUUCAGUCUCUUAAGACUUUAAAAUUCGGGGAAAUGUUACAAUGGCAAGAGUGGAUACUACCUGAAGCGGAAGGCAAAGAAUUUCCCUGCUUGGAAGAGUUUUAUAUUGUAAACUGUCGAAUAUUGAAAGGGGGUUUACCAAAGAGCCUCCCAACUUUAAGAAAACUGGCGAUCGCUAAUUGUGAAAAUCUUGUGGCUUCACUUCCACGGAGUUCUGAACAUUGUGUACUGGAUUUAGACACCUGUUACAAGGAGGAAACUCAAGAUAAGAUACUAUCAAAAAGUGACGGUGAAGUUGCAUCACAGUCCUCUUCAAGUAUGACUCAGAUUCCAGGCAAUGAAAUACAGUUGGAACGGAUUGGAACUAUGGAAACUCCAGCAGAGGAGAAAGCAGAGCCGGAGGAUCAAGAGCUGUCUGGAAAGUUUGAAAAACCACAGUCCUCUUCAAGUAUGACUCAGAUUUCAGGCAAUGAACUACAGUUGGAACGGAUUGGAACCAAGGAAAAUCCAGCAGGAGAGAGAGCAGUGCAGGAGGAUCUAGAGCUGUCUGGAACUUUUGAAAAACCGCAGUCCUUUUCAACUAUGACUCAGAUUUCAGGCAAUGAACAACAGUUGGAACGGAUUGGAACUAAGGAAAAUUCAGCAGAGGAGAGAACAGUGCAGGAGGAUCUAGAGCUGUCUGAAGAGUUGGAAAAACCUUCGAUUGGAUCUUAUGGUGGUCAAGAGUUCCCGAAGUGGUUGGAAAUUUCUUCCCUCUCCAAAAUAACUUUUCUAUAUGUCAGUGACAACAACAAUUGCUCGUCAUUGCCACCACUUGGGCAGCUGCCUUUUCUUGAACAUCUUACAUUUCAAAGGAUUAGAGGAGUAAGAAGCAUUGGCCCUGAAUUUUAUGGGCUGGGUUUACCUUUUCGGAAACCUUUUCAAUCUCUUCAGACUUUGAAAUUUGAGGCUAUGUCACAAUGGGAACGGUGGACACCACUUGAAGUGGAUGGUGAGGAAUUUCCCUGUCUGCAAGUGUUUUAUAUAAUAAACUGUCCAAAAUUGGAAGGGGAUUUACCAAAGGCCCUUCCCUCUUUGAUACAACUGGAGAUCUCUGAAUGUCAACAGCUUGCAGCUUUACUUCCAUGGACUCCCGAACAUUGUGUAUUGAAGUUAGAGAACUGCGACAAGGUGCAGAAGAGAAGUAAAGAGUUCUCUCCAAAGAUAAUGCAGCAAGUGCAAGAUGAUGAUCAGACAAAACCUUCAUCAAGUGAAGGAAAUCAGCAGUUUUCUUCCUCCUUGAGCUUAAAUGUUUCAAGCGUUGGCAUGGAACAAUCAAUAGAACUGCCGACAGACUCGCACAGCCUCAGAAUUGAGAGAUAUGCUUCGGAUAUGCUACCUAAAGAAAUAUUAGAGAGGUCUUCUCUUCAACAUUUAUAUAUCAUUGAUUGUAUUCCCCUCAAGAUCUUUCCUCUGUCCCCUUCAUUGAAAACACUCUACAUUCACAACUGCAAGAGCUUAGAAUUUCCCCAGCCUAACAAAGUGAUGAACCAAGAUGUGCUCCUAGAAGAUUUAUGUUUAGGGAGUAGUUGUGAUUCUCUCGAAAUUUUCCCGUUAAAUUACUUCCCAAAACUUAAAGCUCUUAGUCUGUGGGACUGCAGAAAUCUUGAAUGUCUCUCAAUUAAGAAGGAAUUGCAGACUGAACUUACUUCACUUGAUGCCUUGGAAAUCAAAGAUUGUCCUAAGCUUAGGUCCUUUCUUGAAGAGGAAUUUCAAGCUCCAAACCUGACAUCACUGGUUUUCUUCAACUGCGGGAGUCUCAAGUCGCUGCAACGGAUGCAAAGCUUCAAAUCUCUUCAAUCACUGUAUAUAAGCAAAUGUCCAGCACUGGUGUCGCUUCCUGUGGAGGGCUUGCCAUCCGGCCUAGUUAUACUUUGCAUCUCUUUUUGUGACAAAAUCACUCCCCAAAAUGGGUGGAAGUUAGAUAAACUUCAUUCUCUUAGUCAUUUUGAGAUUGAAGGUGGAUGCCAAAGAUUGGAGUCAUUUCCGGAGGAGGGGUUGCUGCCGAUAAAUCUUAACUCUCUGCGCAUCAGCAGGCUUUCGAAUCUUACCUCCCUGGACAGGGAGGGACUUCAUAAACUCACCUCUCUUCAAGCGCUUGAAAUAAAUUGCUGUAACAAGCUUGAUUCAUUGCCAGAACAUAGGCUUCCUUCCUGCUUGUCUUCUCUAAGUAUUACAGACUGUUCUCUGCUGAAUCCGAAGCUUCAAAAUAGGAAAGGGGAGGAGUGGUUCAAGAUAGCUCAUAUUCCUUCCAUCCACCUUGAUGAGAUCAGUGAUUAAUACAAUUGCUUGUCGAUUUCAAACCAGGCACACCGCUACAGUUGACAGAGGUUAACAACAGACUUUCUCAUGUGCUGAGGGAGUGGAUCACUGCUUUGCUCUCUGUCACUAGUUCCUAUAAGUCAUGGUGCCAUGAGGCUUUUAAAGAUUGUCAAAAAUGUAUUCAAAUGUCCAGACCUUGGAGUGGAAUGGAAUGCAGAUGUUUAUGGUUUGGUGCUAGACCUGUGCUUACCAUACUGUUUAUGGACUUUCUAUGCUGCUGUGUUAAUACGAGGAUGUUCUUUUGUAAUAUCAGUUCUGUUUUAGGGGUGUUUUUUCGAUUUUACUUGUCUUUUGCAGCUGCGUUACUUUGUACUGUGAGUGUGAUCACUAGCUAUUGCUGGUAUGAUGUUUGAACUUUUGUGUCUUUUUGAGACUUCUGAAUAAAUUACU